GAAGCGGCCUAGCGGGAGGAGCAGGCGGUGCCGCCCGCGGGAGGGGAGGAGGGGUUGGUGCUUACAGGACAUUGGUAGAUUCACCAUCUCACCUACCGAUGGCAUUUGGGACUUCUAAAAACAUGAAUAGCCCCAAGCUACAAAUCAAGAUGAGCUCGUGGACACCUCUGAGCAACCCAGUCAUGAACGAGCAGGUAUUUGAAGAAAGAAGAGCCCUGUUCAGAAAAUGGUUUAUCAAGUGGACAGAUGCUCAGAGACAGAAGAUCCUGGUGGAUCAGUUGGAGCUCUGCUCCCUGUCCCUGAAGAAAUUCUGUGCCCGGAAGCUACAAGAUCAAAUUCCUAUCGAAGCUCUAGAUUUUACCAUGAAGCUUCCUAGAGUUCUGUCCCUGUACAUCUUCUCCUUUCUGGACCCACGGAGUCUUUGUCGAUGUGCGCAGGUGAGCUGGCACUGGAAGAACCUGUCUGAACUGGAUCAGCUCUGGAUGAAGAAAUGCUUGCAUUUUGGUUGGUACAUCAACUUCAUUCCAACCCCCUUUGAGCAAGGAAUCUGGAAGAGACAUUACAUUGAAAUGGUGAAAGAGCUGCGUGUUACAAGACCAAAGACUGCUUCGAAGGAUGAGUCCAUAGUUACUGAAGUACAGAAAGUGAGAAGUAACACGCCAGAAGGAAAACAUUCUGCACCAGAAAAGAAGACUAGAAAGAAGAAAAAAGAAAUUCCACCCUGGCGUUCACCAGACAAGUGCCCAAAAGACACCAUGAGAUUCAACUGCCUGAACAACUAUGAUCCCAUCGAACAGGCCAGGCAGGCGAGAAAGAAAGGAGGAGGGGAGACCCCAGACCUUAGCUGGCAAGCAGCUAGGAAGAAAAAGAAAGCAGUUUGUGGAUCUAAGAAACUCCAGAAAUCAACAUCACUGCUAUCACUUACUGAAGACUUUGGGUUGACUCAAAAACCACCAGCUCGCCCCAGCUGGGCCACUUCCCAGCCCAUUGGGAACCUACCUUACAGAGAAGCAGCAAAGACCCUCGCCCAGAGCUCCCAGUUCAAUGCUGGGAUACGACCUGCACCUGUUCGAGCUCCAGUGCUAAAACCACGUGCCAGAGAAAAGAAAGACUUCACAGAGACGACCACCACAUCUCCAUCCUCUCCGCAAUGUGAGGCUCAGCCUGGGCUCAUUCCUCCAUCAGAUAACGAUCUGGUACAGGCUAAGGAAGGAUAUGAAGCAUCUGUCUCAGUGGAACAGAAGCUUACCUGCCUGGAUGGGGGAGACAACAGCAGCGUUGCCUGAGUCAUAGACUUUCAUCUACUAUACCAUGCAAAUAAAUAGGCAUGCAAGUCCUACAUCCGUUCUCACUAAUCUCUCCAAAAGAAAACUUGACUGCCUUGCUGCCAGUUUUGAUGUUGGAGCAACGGCUUUGUACUUUUUUGGAACUGCAGCAGCUGAUGCGAUGCCUCCUGCCUGCCUUUAAGUCUCCUGGUCCAAGCUGCAGCAAGUCAAAUGUUUACCUGAUGUGCUUUUCACCCUGGCUUCGUAUUGCUGGUGCUAUAAUUUACAUUUUCUUUGGGGUAUGUUGCUUCUGCAGAAUUCACCUUGGCCUUUGAUAACCCUUUUGCAGUUGCCUACUAGAGCUGCUGGACACUAAGCUUGCCUACGGCACAGGGACAUCGUGGGGCACAUCCUAUGGCCAGAGCUGCUUUGUUCUGUUCUCACAAUGAAUUGCAGAAGCUGCCUGUCUGUGGGCAGUGAGGGGAUUGUGGAGGACAAGUGAAGACUACUGGUCACUACUGGCCACCUGGGUGAUGUAAACUGUAUCCCCUCACAGAGCGAGUGGUUUACAACCAAUAUUAAUGUGUUCCUUUAGUUGUAACCACCAGCACCUAACAAAUCAUCUGGAAUGAAGAAAGCAUCACAGCAUUCAAGAAAAAAGCUUUCAAUAUGUGAGAGAAAGGAGGCUUGGGGAGAAUGAGGAAAAGGCUACCUAGUGCUCUAUUGAAGUCAGAAAUUUUCUCAUGCUGUACAAGGCAAGUCCAUCAUUUCAAUCAUGUUAGUGAGAAUGAAAUCCCACCCUCUGGAUUACAGCAUUGCACAGGGCACUGCGUGGGGAGCUGGCACUGGUUUAAUUAUUUACAGCAUUAUUUUCCGCAAUUAUGGAAAUGUAGCAAAUAGCAGUUUUUAACAAUAGGGGGACCAAAUGCAUAACAACUGUAACUUACUGCCUUAUAACCCAGACAGAGCUGAAAUAAAACUGAAACUUUGCACACACUAGGAAGGGCCACAGCAUCCCCAUGAAUUCUCAGCAUUUAUAGACUAGAAAUCAUGUCUUGGAGAAAACACCAGCCACUUUGUGAUAAGGAUUAGGAGAAGUCUUCCAACUCUGUGAACAGAUUAUCCCAUACCAUGUCACUUGAGGGUGUCAAGUUUUUUGGCACAAGAGACAGUGGCCAUUCUCAAGACCAAGCACAAAGCACCAUAGGUUUUAAUGGAAGGGACAGAAUCUGCCCAUCAGGGCCCUUGAUCGAAUGCCUCAGUCACAGAUUGGCUAAUUCAGCACAUCUCUCUCUCCCUGAUGUUAUGUUGUGUUUUUAGUUGCUCCAUGUGCUUGGAAGAGGGAUUUCAUGUCAACCAAAACAACAGCCUAAAAGCUCUUCACCUCAGAAAUGAUUAGCUGAAAUAUGAACUCCUGACAGGGAGUUAUUUUCUUUCUUGAAAGGUUGGACUGGAUGAUCCUUUGGUCUUUUCCAACCUUGGUGAUUCUAUGAUU
Messenger RNA from Lagopus muta (rock ptarmigan), 2760 nucleotides. RefSeq names its product F-box protein 16 (gene FBXO16). The record is from RefSeq and is a predicted model, not a curated record. Lineage: Eukaryota; Metazoa; Chordata; Aves; Galliformes; Phasianidae. Gene Ontology annotation, molecular function: protein binding. Bases 99 to 1286 code for a protein of 395 amino acids. The transcript is spliced from 9 exons.